GGAUGGAACCAUCGGUUCAGAAUUAGUUAUCCGGCCACUGCCAGAACGGGUUCUGCAAGAAGUAGUGAGCAAAGCGUCAACUCUUUACGAACCCAAACUACUGCCCAACAUAACUAAUAGCGAGGACUUGGAACACACAAGUCAUCAUAUCGUUUUCAGGAAAAUGGAUCGACCUAUCAGCGACGAGUACAGUGACUUUUCGCUUAUGGAACCAGAUCGCUUAGUCAAGAGAUAUAGGAUUAAGCGCUCGAUUAAUAGCAGAUCGAGACGCGAAGCACCGUACGUCAUUUACCCGGAAAUCCUUUGUAUUGUGGAUUACGAUGGGUACAGAUUGCACGGUGGCGAUAACGUGCAGAUAAAGAGAUACUUCGUGUCCUUUUGGAACGGAGUUGAUCUGAGGUACAAAUUACUGAAGGGGCCAAAAAUACGUAUCAGUAUAGCGGGAAUAAUUAUUUCACGUGGACGAGACGCGACACCGUAUUUAGAAAGGAAUCGCGUGGGAAGAGACGCAAUUGACUCGGCAGCCGCUCUGACAGACAUGGGCAAAUAUCUUUUCCGGGAGAGGAGACUUCCUGUAUACGACAUUGCCGUCGCUGUCACAAAGUAUGAUAUGUGUCGUCGUAGGAAAGGCGGCCGCUGCACUAAGGGAACUGCCGAUAAACGAGACAAUAAGAAUUCUUCACAAAUUAUCCAAUUAUAAUCUCGAUGAGAACUUGGGUGAGCAGAUUUUCCAAUUUAUAUUGCAAAUAAAACUAAGGGAAGUAAAAUUUGGCAUCGGACCUUUUCACUUUGGAUAUAGUUCCGUUUGCCAGGUACGUCCAAUAUUUAUUAAAAGUAUAAGCAUAUACAGGGUGUCCGAUAAUUCUGACGGAGUUCAUGGACAUGUAGAGCGGACUGAGACGGAAAGUCCUCUACCAUUUUGCAAUUUUCGACAGUAUAACUGCACAUAUAACAGAGGUUCAACUUUUAGAGAUCAUAUACGUAUACAAACAUAAUCGUAUGGCAUUAUUUGUAAGAAUUGACUAAUCGCAAUCAAGCAUUUCUCUUUUACAGUAGAAUGAGAGAGGAAUACUCGAAUGUGAUUAAUCAAUUCUUACAAAUUAUGGCAUAGGGUUGCAGUUAAUAUAAAUGAUCCUUUAUCGAAUCGAGCGUCGCAAUUCGCAAUAUUAAAAAUGGGGUCGGCAAUAAAGAGUACAUAAAAAAACGAUGAUUUUGUAUUCUUCCUUCUCCCUCUCCCCCAUCCCCUUUUUUCAUCAGUCAAAAAUUUUACACCGACAGGCGAAAUAAGUUGCCGGCCCUGUAUAUAAUAGAAUAAAUAUUUCUACAUUUAAUUUUGUAAAUAAUAUAAAUAUCUA
Messenger RNA from Trachymyrmex septentrionalis, 1355 nucleotides. RefSeq names its product venom metalloproteinase 3-like. NCBI's taxonomy places the organism in Eukaryota, Metazoa, Arthropoda, Insecta, Hymenoptera, Formicidae. The coding region runs from base 164 to 700 and encodes 178 amino acids. Gene Ontology annotation, molecular function: metallopeptidase activity. The record is from RefSeq and is a predicted model, not a curated record. The transcript is spliced from 7 exons.